GGUGCUGAGUGGCCAUGGCUAGUACGCACCGUCCUCUUCUGGGUACGCGCGCUCCUCCUCCUCUUUCUCCUCCUCCUUCUCCUCCUCCUCCGCGCGAGACAGCUUGCGCGCAGAGGACUCGACACAUUCGAGGCCUCAUGAGCGCAGUGAUCGUUCUUUUGUUGCAGUAUGGCUGGGACCCAAUUUCUCCUCCGCACUGGCACCUUCCCAGCGACGAGAGUGGCAGCGAGGACAUUGAGUGGACCUUCCAGAUCAGGACCUUCUUGGCGCUGAAGACAUCUCUGAGCUCCUUGACGAUUUCACGGGGUCCGUACAACGGCAUCUCUGGCGUCAGGCUGCGGCGCAUUACUGUGGUGAAGGAGCAUCAGAUGGCAUUGACAAUUAUUCUUACAGAAUUUUCAUUCAGUCGCUUGCAGACGCUCCUAAUGGACAUGUCGUCAAGGAGCUUAUGCUGGCGAUCGCUGUCGGAGGCACAUGGCCUCGUGAACGGCUCAUGGCAGAAGUUCAGGAAGGAGAGGACCACCUGCGAAUGUGCCCGCGAUGCUACGCGGACGGAGUCAUGCAUGUGGAGACGCUCUUUCAGCGAUGUUGGACGCGUCCGCACAACAAGGACAAGCGUGCCUGUCAGCAAUCAGAUUGCCGUCUUCCAGAAGCGAUGGUUCAGCACGAGCAAUGUCCCGUCUUCUGGCUUCGAGGGCUUCUACCCCAUGCAUGGACAGCGACCCCGCCACCAGUCGAAGACGCACGGUGGGAGCUCGACGACAACACUGUGUUUGGUGUCGGAGCCCUAGGCGGGGGCACGCAAGGCGAGCCAAUUCUCAUCUGCGGCGACGCCAGCGGAGGA
This is a messenger RNA of Prorocentrum cordatum, 844 nucleotides long. NCBI's taxonomy places the organism in Eukaryota, Dinophyceae, Prorocentrales, Prorocentraceae. The record is from the annotation of a GenBank genome assembly.